GGGCAAAAGAACAAAACCCUACUAACACCUUUCUCCCUGUUUACGCUUUUACUUUUCCAGACGGAAGCGCUAACUCCCUCCAGAUUUUACACUCUCUACUCGGCGCUCUCGCCGAUGUCCUAAGCGGCCAUCGAUGACCUUCAGGCAACUUUAUCUCGGUAUUGGGACAUCCGCCACCGUGCAAAAUGAAGACCUUGAGGAGAUGCGUCGAACCAUUCAACAACUUUUUAAGAACUGUGAUGAACGACAAAAAAGAAAGCAUGAAGAGAAAAUUAGAGACGCACUUAGAAAUGACAUCGAUUCACUCAAGGCUCAAGUGAACCACUUAAUCGGCCUGCCCCGCUCUCCACCAAAAAGCCACAUUUAUGAAGAGGAUGAAAGUGAUGAAAAUAAUACAAAUGAUGAAGAAGAUGAGGGGGAAACCGAAGAUGAGUGAUUGUAUGUUUGGUUGGAUUGUUGUUUAAUUGGGUGUUAACUUUGAAUGUUACAUUUUGAUGUCUGGUUGGAUAAUUUUGAUGUUUGAUGGGAUAAUUUGGAUAUUUGGAUGUUUGAUGGGAUGAUUUGGAUGUUUGGAUAUAGUUUAUAAAAUUUUGUUGUUAAGUUGAGUUUUAUUGCGGUUGUAUUUUGGUUUGUAUUGUAAUAUUCUACUGGCAGGUGGUGCAACAAAAAAUAGGCAUUUCCUGCCAAAGAUGUACCAGAUUUACCGAGGGACUUACCGAUAGAGUCCGUCAGAACAAUUAUUUAUUUUCAAUCAAGAAUUCUUAAU
Molecule: messenger RNA, 766 nt
Organism: Nicotiana tabacum (common tobacco)
Lineage: Eukaryota; Viridiplantae; Streptophyta; Magnoliopsida; Solanales; Solanaceae
Source: RefSeq, a predicted model, not a curated record